CUUUUGCAAAUUGGCAAUGGUAAAUCAAGAACCCUAAAGAACUCUCGCUCCCACAUGACCGCAACCAUGACAUUUUCUCAGACCCAUCAUCGCUCCCGUCAUGCCCUUCCCAGCAUGUCCUCGGUUUGGUCCCUUCACGUUCCUUCUGCCUCUCUUCAGCAGCCUUGCGUUUGCGUCUUGAAGCGCCGGGUUCUCUGGGAUUUGAGAACGGAGUUCGGGUUGAAGCGUGAGAAUGUGAGGUGGGAUGUGGUUAGAUCCGACAGAAGGUUCGUGCUGAGGGCGGUUGUGGAUCCAGUGAGCUCCGGCGAACCCAGGUCUGAUCAAGAAGAGGUCGUUAAGUCAGAGGAAGGAGACCCACUUGCUAAAUUCCAUGGCAUUGUCACUUCUUGGCCACCGGUUGUUUACGUGAUGAAAAGAAAGUCUCGUGCUGGAUUUGCUUUUGGGUUAUGCAUUGUGACUGCAUUUGUGUUCAUUGCUGUGAGAGUCUUGAAAGCAAGGAAGGCGAACUACAAUCGUUCGGGCUCUGUAGCUGAUCUUGUGAGACGUGGGCAGUUGAGAUCUGAUAGAAGAGGCAUCUCCAGGCCCCUCAAGUAUGACGAUCCAUUCAACAACCCACUAGUCAAAGUUGGUAAGAGUAACUCAACGCUGGAGAUGUGUGGAAAGGUUUAUCGGUUGGCUCCAGUUACACUUACUAAAGAGCAACAGGCAAUUCAUAAGAAGAGAAGGUCACGGGCUUAUCAGUGGAAGAGGCCCACCAUGUUUCUGAAAGAAGGUGAUAUGAUACCGCCUGAUGUCGAUCCUGACACGGUGAGGUGGAUUCCUGUGAAUCAUCCUUUUGCAACCACGGCGAGUGACAUAGAUGAAGACUUGGCACAAACUAAUGUGUAUCAGAAGCAUGGCGUUCCCUUCCGUAUACAAGCUGAACAUGAGGAACUGCAAAGGAAACUGGAAGCUCUACAGAUGGACCAGAAAUUUGAUAAACUGGUAAUUGACCGGAAGAACGCCCAGGAUUUUGAAAGACCCUUAAAGUUCCAAUCAUCGCCAGUAGACGGUGAGCAGAGUGCCUCACAGAAUCAAUCAUCAAAUUCUUCCGAAUCGGAGCACUCAUCUUCAAGUUCUUCUAUCAGCCAAUCAUCCGCUGAGGAAAUUCAAAAGCAGUAGGCUCCCUUUUAGAGCCUGCUUUCAUUUUUUACUGAGAAGGAGCUGAGAGUUGGGAAAAGAAGAGAAACAUAAGCUGGUUGGUUGUAAAUUGAAUGGUUUUGUAUCUAACGUAAAUAUCCUUACAUCGAUGCGAAUUAUUGCAUUUUUCUGGAAUGCCCUGAUGUCUGUCU
Molecule: messenger RNA, 1331 nt
Organism: Syzygium oleosum
Lineage: Eukaryota; Viridiplantae; Streptophyta; Magnoliopsida; Myrtales; Myrtaceae
Product: protein MULTIPLE CHLOROPLAST DIVISION SITE 1
Exons: 5
Coding region: 55-1161 (368 amino acids)
Biological process (GO): chloroplast fission
Cellular component (GO): chloroplast inner membrane; chloroplast
Source: RefSeq, a predicted model, not a curated record